This is a messenger RNA of Coccinella septempunctata (seven-spotted ladybird), 5079 nucleotides long. It is a transcript of the gene sp3, whose product is annotated as phosphatidylinositide phosphatase SAC2. Gene Ontology annotation, biological process: regulation of endocytic recycling; phosphatidylinositol dephosphorylation. The record is from RefSeq and is a predicted model, not a curated record. The transcript has 10 exons. Bases 248 to 3742 code for a protein of 1164 amino acids. Lineage: Eukaryota; Metazoa; Arthropoda; Insecta; Coleoptera; Coccinellidae. Gene Ontology annotation, cellular component: clathrin-coated endocytic vesicle; early endosome. Gene Ontology annotation, molecular function: phosphatidylinositol-4-phosphate phosphatase activity.
ACAUAACCUUCAAAUAUCUAAAUAUGUCAUAAAAGAAAUUCUGUUAUCGACAAAAAUAUUUCUUCCCUCUUAUCAAAUCUGUUACCUAUGUUUUACGAAGAUGUGGAAAAGAAUUUACAGGGCGUGAAUGCUUGUAGAAAGAGAGGUGAUGAUUUUGCUGAAUUUGCCUAAUUUAAUCAGUUUCAUCUUGCAUCAGAUAACAGGAAAUAGAAAUUUGCGUUCUGCCUUCUGAUCAACAGCUGAAAAUAUGGAAGUAUUUCGUACUGAUUCUUUCUAUAUCUUUAAAAAAGGAGAAAAUUCCUUGUGGUGCGAUCGAUCAACUGGUUGUUUCAUACCAAAAACAGCUUGGUCAUUAACUGAGGCAGAUGAUCCAGUAUGUUUGGGUACAUGUGACGGUAUUAUUGGAAAAGUAUCAGCUUCUGUUUUUGAUCCUCGACUGAUGGUGAUUCGGGAAAGCUCUCUUGUUGGAACACUUCACGGCGAACACAAUGUUUAUAAAGUAAAAUCCAUAGCUUUCAUACCUCUUUGCUUGGAAGAAACUGAAAUAAAUCUGAAACCUUGCCAUAAACAUAAAAAUAUUUCAAACGCUAACAAACAAAAUAAUUCCAUAUUCGACAUACAGAAAAGCGGGGCAUUCAGUAAAACAUGGGGAACAAUAAAGAAUGCAGGAAAUUCUAUUAAAAACACAACCCAACAGGCAGCUGCCAUUGCAACUGGAACACCAAAAAAACGAGAUGGAAGGGAUAGAAAUCGGUUUGAGCGUCAAAUUAUUGAAGAAUUUCACAAAAUAUUCACUGACACAAAUUCUUUUUACUACUCAAAUACCACUGAUCUUACAAAUUCCUUGCAAAGAUUGUGUAAUUUGGAAAAAACGGGUAAAAUAAAGGGAAUUCCAUUGUGGAGAAUUGCCGAUGACAAGUUCUUCUGGAACAAAUUUAUGGUUAAGGAUUUUAUCGAGCCAAAUAGUUCAUUGUAUGACCCAUGGAUUUUACCGAUAAUUCAGGGUUAUAUCCAAAUAGAAAAAUGCAGGGUUAACACAGAGCUGUAUUACCAAAGCAAUAUACCAUGUGAUAAAUCUUAUGAAAUUUUCACACUGUCCAUAAUAUCAAGAAGAAGCAGAUUUAGAGCUGGAACUAGGUAUAAGAGACGAGGUGUGGAUGAGCAGGGUCACGUAGCUAAUUAUGUGGAAACCGAGCAACUCAUAUCGUAUCACAGUCACGAAGUGUCAUUUGUUCAAGUCAGAGGAUCUGUACCGGUGUAUUGGUCCCAACCAGGCUACAAAUAUAGACCCCCACCCCGUAUAGAUAAGGGAGAAAAGGAAAAUCAGGAAGCUUUCGAAAAGCAUUUCUGCAAUGAAAUAAAGACCUAUGGUCCCAUCUGCGCUAUAAAUCUGGUCGAUCAGUCAGGCCACGAAAAAGUUAUUUUCGAUGCUUAUUCUAAUCAGAUUUUUCAGUUUGACAGUCCUUUCAUUACGUAUGUUACUUUCGAUUUCCAUGAGUAUUGUCGAGGAAUGCAUUUUGAGAAUGUGUCUGUCCUUAUGAACGCAAUAGCGGACAUAUUGAAAGAGAUGAACUAUUGUUGGAGGGAUCAGCAUGGGCAUAUCUGUUCCCAGAAUGGGGUUUUUAGGGUGAACUGUAUUGAUUGUCUUGACAGAACAAAUGUUGUUCAGACCGCAAUCGGGAAAGCUGUUAUGGAAAUACAAUUCUGUAAACUGGGGCUUACGCCACCAGAAGGUCCCAUACCCGAAAAUAUCAGGAGUACCUUCCAGCUGCUCUGGGCAAAUAACGGAGAUACAAUAAGCAAACAAUAUGCAGGGACCAAUGCUUUGAAAGGGGAUUACACCAGAACUGGAGAACGAAAAAUCUCUGGAAUAAUGAAAGAUGGGAUGAAUUCGGCUAAUAGAUACUACAAUAAUCGUUUCAAAGACUCCAUAAGACAAAGUUGCCUCGAUAUAUUACAUGGGGAACGUUUGAGUGAAAUUGAUCUGGGUGAUAUGUGGAGUUACUUGAAUAAAAUAUCGAAUAUCGCUGUAGAAUAUCUGCCGGAAGACACAACGUUAUGUUCCACACCUCAGUUUGCACUCGAUCAAGAAUACGCUCUAGCCAAUGUUAUGUAUCAUAUGUUUAGAUAUUAUUUGAGCCGAUUCAAAGAUUCCACUAGACAGGGAACAAUUGAUUUGAUGUUAGGUAAUAAGGUCUCAGAAGAAAACUUCAUUGUUUCCAAAGCAAGCCAGCCUGAGGACGAUCAUAUGGCCACAGCAGAGCAUAUCAAAUUGCUCUUCGAAGAUUGCAAAAAGAUGUUGAUCAAACAACCGGAACACACCCUCGGUAUUUGGGGUUUGAUCAACGCAGAUCCCACAACAGGCGAUGUGCAUGAAACAGAUAUCGAUUCUAUAUUAAUUUUGACUAGAGGCUCAUAUUUCAUAGCGGAUUAUGAUGACCAAGUGGAUAAAAUCACAAAGUACCAAGAAGUGUUGCUCCAGGACAUCUCUUCACUUGAAUGCGGAAUGGGUGAUAUGGGAAAAUCGUUGUUUGGCAGUUCCAAGAGCAAACCUUGCUUGAGGAUCAACUACAAAGUGAAUAAUAUCGGUGGAUAUUAUCACAUGUUCAGAUCGGCUUGUUUUGGAUUCUUCAAUAAUAUGCCCAUGUGCAUCAAGAGCACAGAGGAUGAAAUGGAAUAUUUGAAGUCGAUCUGCGAAUCCUUCUUGAUUUCAUUCGAUGUAUGCCAGUUACCGCAGGUACCAUGCACCCAAGGACAAAUUUUAGACAAACGCAAAUCUAAGGUAAUAAAUGAACCCUUAUCCGGAAACAUGUAUCUGGACGUGGUUGGUAUACCUCAAAUGACCAGAAAUGUUUCUGAAAGUCAAUUGUUGGUCCUUAAGAAUGUUGGAUCCAAAGCUUUGUCCAACAUGUCGAACCAGUUCUCGAAACUGAACAGAAUCGGAAGUAAGCUAAAAAGAGGGAAAUCUCGACCGGCUAAUUUUGUGGUUGGACAAAAUAAGUUGGAAGUGUCCAGCGAUUCCGAAGAGGAAGGGGAUAGCAGUAUAUUUCAACCAGACGCUAGAGAUCCAAAUUAUGGAGGCAAUACGAGUUCGAGUGGUGAGAUAGAGCAGGGUGAGGAAGCCGAUGAGGGAAGUUACUUAUCGGGAAGUAAACCAGAUUCAUUUUUACCCGGAGUUGGUAUAGUGAUGGCGAGUAACUGCGAUGGUGACGGUAAAAAUGCCCUUGACUCCAAAAGUCAUUUGCUUAAACAUCAAGAUUCUAACCUCGAUAACAUACAGCUAACGAGUAUAAUGCAAAACGUUAAUAUUACCAAACCAGACAUUCAAAUAAACUCGGGUAACGCUUUGUUCGAUUCAGAACUCACCUCAACUAUGGAUAAAAAAAUGAGUCACUCUUACAGUGAAGUCGAUGAAAGUAUAAAUAACUCUAACCCGUCCAGCGCUAGACUGGACAAACGAUCAUGUUCAGACUAUGAGGUUACGUUGAACAUCUCGCAGUCUCAGAGCGAAUCGGCCCUGAAGAAUAAAUUGACUAACUUAACAUCACCAGUAGCUUCUGUCACUAGGGAUCUGGUAUUCUCGCCUUUCAGCAAACUUGCGAAAGGUGUACAGAAUAUUGGAUCUAAUAUAGAUAGAAAAUUCAGCGGGCAAGUGAGGAAUGUAUCGGAGAAGGAGCUGGAAGAGCACAGGAUGCUUCAGGAAAAAUGGCAUAACUGCAAGACAAAACUGAUUGCCCUCUAAAGGUUCAGUUUAUAGUUGAUGUACUAGGCUGCUUUGACUGUUAGUUUUGUCUGUGGAUUUCUAAAUGCUUGGGAAUUUGCUACAACUAAUGAGCGUAAAGGAGGUAUGUACUUGAAAAAUAAUCUUCGAAUUAAACUUUCUUUCAGACACUUAAUUUUCCAAACAAAGCAGUUUCUCAGAUUGCCUCAGAAUCACUCGUUGAAAUAAGUUGAAAAUUUUGCCUGGAAAGGCUGAAAAAAAUUAUGAUGGGGAAGGAAAUCCUAUGGUGAAAACGGAAUGCAAUUAUUAUAAAGUGUUAUGUUAAAUUCUCUAAUGUUUUCCAUUUCUUAUAACUUCCAUAAUUAGAUUUUCACACAAUUUGUAAGGGAAAGCAACAAUAAUCAUUGUCAUAAUUAUGUGGCACAUGUUAUAUUAUCACAACACAUAACAAUCUUAAUUCUUUAACUCUGGACAGAGGAAAAUUGGCAUGAUGGUUCACGAAAGUAUUGAUGAAUUUAUCAUAAAUUAUUUAUGCAUUUUUUUUAUUCCAUGAUAAUCUCAAAUUAUAAACAGUAUUUUUAGCUUUUAAGUUGAUAAUUUUUUAUUAUUUAACCACAACACGAUAUUUUUCUUGAAUUGUUCAUUCUUUAUGUACUUAUUUUAUACUUAUGUUCUUUUGAUCUAGUCAGAAAUAUUUAUAAUAGUUGAAUGUGUUGUUACUGUUAGAAAUCAUUGUUGCUCAUUUAUAGGUAGAAAGCUUCUACAAUUCUACUUUGAUUCAUAUACACCAUUCACAAAACUGUGAAAGUGUGAAAUGCGAAUGGAAUAUAAAAAUUUUUUGACUGGUUUUGCUCAAAUAACGAUUAUUCUUGUCUGUAUUUUUCGCGUAUUUCACACUUAUUGGAUAUUUGUUGCAAAAUCGACGACUGCUGAUCAGCUCUCUAUUCUGAUGAAUUUUUCAGAGACUAAUAAUAAUUUUCCAAAAUAUUUUCACACUUCAAUCAAGUUUUUGGAUUGUUCUGAAAAUUUCCUGGACAUAUAUAAUUCGAAUUUCGUGGAUCGAAAUAACUUGACUGAAAAUUAGGAAUUCUUGUGUUAGUUCUGUUAGAAAAUUUACCGAAUGUGAUCCUAAACAACGAUUUAGUUUUUUCUAGAGGAGAAAAUAUGCCCAAAAGUUGCCAAAUACUUGCUACAAUUGUAAACCAGAAUAGGGACAUUUUGAACAAAUAAUUAGCCUAAUCACAGCUUGAAACCUAGUUAUAGCAAACAUGUCAAUUAUUAAACAUUCCUUUCUUUUAGGAAUUGUUUUUUUAUUGGAAUUAUAGAAUUAUGCACUCAGAAUAAAUCUUUAGAAAGCA